Chlorocebus sabaeus (green monkey) is the source of this 7239-nucleotide messenger RNA. RefSeq names its product protein tyrosine phosphatase receptor type E (gene PTPRE). The record is from RefSeq and is a predicted model, not a curated record. NCBI's taxonomy places the organism in Eukaryota, Metazoa, Chordata, Mammalia, Primates, Cercopithecidae. Gene Ontology annotation, biological process: protein dephosphorylation. Gene Ontology annotation, molecular function: protein tyrosine phosphatase activity.
CUCGGCCUCCCAAAGUGCUGGGAUUACAGGCUUGAACCACCGUGCCCGGCCCCGAUCUUUCUGUUUUUAAGUCCCGCUGCUUCCGUCACAUUUACACUGGCACACACGGACACUUCCAUCUGUCCCCAUUCGUCAUCACUGUGAGAUGAAGCUGAGAGUUCGAUUCACUAAGUUUUAUAUAGCCAGUACCAUGUGAAACACAUGAUUUGAUUUAAGUGUGUGGUAUGACUGCAAUGGGAAGCAGCCGAACACACAGCAGCAAUACUGCAACAUCACCAUGACAACCAGUGGAAAUAAUGGCCCCCUUUGGGAAUAAAAGAGAUCUCAAAUCCUGUUGCAGAGUCAGUAGCACUGGCUGUCUGCAGUAGAGAUGGUUUUCAAUGAUUGUUUCAGAAAUUCCUUAUCAACAGAAAAUGAAUGAGAAGGGGAGUUUUCAGAAGAUAAAUGGAUUUGCAAACAACUAAUGCGAUCAUCAAAAUCACCAAGGAAAGCAAAGCAGCGAUUGGGGAAUCUGAGGCUGAAGUAGCAAGGGCAUUCCCCCCAGGCUGCUAUUCCAGUUGCUGUGAAAGCAUGGUCACUGUCUUUGCCACGCAGAACGCAUCUCUGGGAACGCUGUCGAUCUGUGCCUCCAUCUUUUAAAGCUUUCCAUUUCUGUCUGGAUUUUGUCUUUAUGGGAGGCAAGAAUAAUAGUGAAUUGAAUGAAAUGGAAUAUAUAAAUGUCUAGCACAGUCCUUGGCACAUAGAAAGUGCUCUACAAGCAGUAAUUCACAUCAAAUUCUGGGGACAAAUGAAAGUGAGUGCCUGGCACUGCACAUAGGAAGUGUAAUCGUCUUUUAAAGGAAAAGACGUGGCAGCAGACCAUCCUCCCGACAUGAUGUGCUGCGUUGACGUGUUUACGUCCCUGUUCCUUCUGAAAGACUCAAAAUUGUGUUGGAGCUACGGGUGCGCGUUUGUAAGACCUGCACGAGUGACCACGCCACUGGGAAGGGCACUUCUUUAUGAAGUCGCCAUAUUCCCAGGGAGACUGGUCAACCCAUAGAAUGUGAAAUGAAGCUAUGUGAAAAAAAAUUCCCCUUUGUCACAGAGAAGGAGAACUUGGUGAGACUGGGCAGCUGCAGGAGCCUCAGUUUUUCAGAUAACAGAACAGAGUAAAACCUGAGGGUACAUUUCCCUUUUUGUUUUAGGAAGUGCUGUAGAAGGGGGCAAAGAGAUCUCUGAUAUGAGAAGGUAUUUCUUCAAAGCAGCAUCGUGCCUGAAAUAGCAUUGUUCUUUACGCUGAGAGAAGGAGAAAUGGGAAUUUGCUGUUCAACGGGUUUAAAGUUUCAGUUACCAGAGAUGAACAAGUCUGAGAGCUCUGCUGUGCCACACCAUGCCUCUAGUCACUGAGACUGCGUUGUACACUUUUUUGUUAAAAGGCUAAAUCUCAUGUCAAAUGUUGUUACAACAAUUAAAAAAAACAAAACAAAACAAAACAAAAAAACCUUGACCGUAUUUGUGGAAAGGCACUAACCCUACAUGUGCUCAAGAGCUCUUUUGUGUUUUCUUCACUCCAUGCUGUAGUUCAAUUUAGUUUUGCUUUGCAAGGAUCCUCGGAAAGUGUGUCAUCAGCAAUGACUUUUAUUUUAAAACUACAUGUGAACCAUGGGAGGAAAUCAUGAUCGACGCUGCUCAUUGUCCUUUCUUCCUCCCUGUGGGCUGUGCAUCCAACUCAUCCUGGGAGCAGGGUGCUCUCGCCGUCUGUUCCUCUCUGAGCUCAGUGCACAGAAGCAUUCUGCUUACCCAGCUGGGACUGCCGGCUGCACCAUGGAGCACGCGGGUUGCCCGGCUCUCAGCAGCCACGCUGGAUUGUAUGCCACCUUUCUUACUGACUGAUUAUGAACUUAAAAAAAAAUCACUCUGCUGCAGUGAAUUAUACAUUUAUUUUUGAGCAUUUAUUUCAACUCAAGAUGAGUGGUCUCUCCUGUAAAUUUCUCCCUGCUGGAUCUUUGCUCUGGUUUCUGAUGGCAUAGUGUGAGUGCCGGCAGCCGCGAGCUUCAGAAGGAAAAUUACAAAGGGAAUACCCAGUAAAUAAUGUAUUGCUUUUCGCAUCAGUAGCCUGCUUGGGAAUGUUCAGAUUAUCAGCCCAGGAGACUCCAGUGCUGUGGACAUGGGUCUGACCGAGUUGGUCACCUAGGGGCUACUGAGGACGCGGGGCUCUGUCCACCAUGGAGCCCUUGUGUCCACUCCUGCUGGUGGGUUUUAGCUUGCCGCUCGCCAGGGCUCUCCGGGGCAACGAGACUACUGUCGACAGCAACGAGACCACCACGACCUCAGGCCCUCCGGACCCAGGCGCCUCCCAGCCACUGCUGGCCUGGCUGCUACUGCCGCUGCUGCUGCUCCUCCUCGUGCUCCUUCUCGCCGCCUACUUCUUCAGGUUCAGGAAGCAGAGGAAAGCAGUGGUCAGCGCCAGCGACAAGAAGAUGCCCAACGGAAUCUUGGAGGAGCAAGAGCAGCAAAGGGUGAUGCUGCUCAGCAGGUCGCCCUCAGGGCCCAAGAAGUACUUUCCCAUCCCUGUGGAGCACCUGGAGGAGGAGAUCCGUAUCAGAUCCGCCGACGACUGCAAGCAGUUUCGGGAGGAGUUCAACUCAUUGCCAUCUGGACACAUACAAGGAACUUUUGAACUGGCAAAUAAAGAAGAAAACAGAGAAAAAAACAGAUAUCCCAACAUCCUUCCCAAUGACCAUUCUAGGGUGAUUCUGAGCCAAGUGGAUGGAACUCCCUGUUCGGACUACAUCAAUGCUUCCUACAUAGAUGGUUACAAAGAGAAGAAUAAAUUCAUAGCAGCUCAAGGCCCCAAACAGGAAACGGUUAACGACUUCUGGAGAAUGGUCUGGGAGCAAAAGUCUGCGACCAUCGUCAUGUUAACGAACUUGAAAGAAAGGAAAGAGGAAAAGUGCCAUCAGUACUGGCCCGACCAAGGCUGCUGGACCUAUGGAAACAUCCGGGUGUGCGUGGAGGACUGCGUGGUUUUGGUCGACUACACCAUCCGGAAGUUCUGCAUACAGCCACAGCUCCCCGACGGCUGCAAAGCUCCCAGGCUGGUCUCACAGCUGCAUUUCACCAGCUGGCCCGACUUCGGAGUGCCUUUUACCCCCAUUGGGAUGCUGAAGUUCCUCAAGAAAGUAAAGACGCUCAACCCCGUGCACGCUGGACCCAUCGUGGUCCACUGUAGCGCGGGCGUGGGCCGGACGGGCACCUUCAUUGUGAUCGAUGCCAUGAUGGCCAUGAUGCACGCGGAGCAGAAGGUGGAUGUGUUUGAAUUUGUGUCUCGAAUCCGUAAUCAGCGCCCUCAGAUGGUUCAAACGGACAUGCAGUACACGUUCAUCUACCAAGCCUUACUCGAGUACUACCUCUAUGGGGACACAGAGCUGGACGUGUCCUCCCUGGAGAAGCACCUGCAGACCGUGCAUGGCACCACCACCCACUUCGACAAGAUCGGGCUGGAGGAGGAGUUCAGGAAAUUGACAAAUGUCAGGAUCAUGAAGGAGAACAUGAGGACGGGCAACUUGCCGGCAAACAUGAAGAAGGCCAGGGUCAUCCAGAUCAUCCCGUAUGACUUCAACCGAGUGAUCCUUUCCAUGAAAAGGGGUCAAGAAUACACAGACUACAUCAAUGCAUCCUUCAUAGAUGGCUACCGACAGAAGGACUAUUUCAUCGCCACCCAGGGGCCACUGGCACACACGGUCGAGGACUUCUGGAGGAUGAUCUGGGAAUGGAAAUCCCACACUAUCGUGAUGCUGACGGAGGUGCAGGAGAGAGAGCAGGAUAAAUGCUACCAGUAUUGGCCAACCGAGGGCUCAGUUACUCAUGGAGAAAUAACGAUAGAGAUAAAGAAUGAUACCCUUUCAGAAGCCAUCAGUAUACGAGACUUCCUGGUCACUUUCAAUCAGCCCCAGGCCCGCCAGGAGGAGCAGGUCCGAGUAGUGCGCCAGUUUCACUUCCACGGCUGGCCUGAGAUCGGGAUUCCUGCCGAGGGCAAAGGCAUGAUCGACCUCAUCGCAGCCGUGCAGAAGCAGCAGCAGCAGACGGGCAACCACCCCAUCACCGUGCACUGCAGUGCCGGAGCUGGGCGAACAGGUACAUUCAUAGCUCUCAGCAACAUUUUGGAGCGAGUAAAAGCCGAGGGACUUUUAGAUGUAUUUCAAGCUGUGAAGAGUUUACGACUUCAGAGACCACAUAUGGUGCAAACCCUGGAACAGUAUGAAUUCUGCUACAAAGUGGUACAAGAUUUUAUUGAUAUAUUUUCUGAUUAUGCUAAUUUCAAAUGAAGAUUCCUGCCUUAAAAUAUUUUUUAAUUUAAUGGUCAGUAUAUUUUGUAAAAAUCAUGUUAAUUUAUUUCAUAGUUGACAUUAAUAUCUUCCCUAAUUUCUUUGUAUAUAUUUUGUUAUGCCUUAAAGGCCACCUGCUAUAAAGUUGUUAAAUCUUAAAUAUGCUUUUUAAAAAUUGGAAUAAUGUAUUAAGGUCAAAUAAUAUCUCAUAAAAUAUAUAUUUCUGCUAAUAUUAGUAAAUAUAUUAAUUUUUCAUUAGAUUCAUAUGCUUUAAUUUCACACAUUCAACACCUUUAAAUGUUGUAAUCUUAAUAUGCGAAGUGUGCCCCUGCAAGAUACUAAACACAAAGCUCAUAUUAAGAAAACAGUUGAGGACUCAGAAGUCAGUUAAAAAUGCACUUUCCUAACACUGAUUUCACAACCCCAAACAGCAGCAUUUUUGGAAGGCAACCUGUUCGUGAUGAUACAAUGUAAAUGGGGACUUCUGUAAAGUUCUCAGUUCCGGCCCAUGUGGUUUAUCUUUACAUUUUAAAGAUGAAAAAAUCUUUACAACCUGAAUCCAGGUCUAAAACACACUAGAGUAGCUGGCGAAUAUAAGUAAUAUUUAAAAAUGCUGUGUCUACACCAUCAAGACUGUGUCUACACCAUCUUGGCUGGAUGAGAAGAGAUGUAAAUGCCAGGUGGUCCCGUGGACCUGUGGCCUUGAGUACAACAAAACCAGCCAUCGGAGUUGCACCCCGAAGCACCACCUGCUGUCCGGCUGCCUGUCUGGCCCAGACAACCCUCAGAAAAUCAGACCAGCUGCCUCUCCCAUUCUCCCCUCCCAUUCUGCCACAGCAGCCUGUGCUGCUCCAGUGCUAUGCCUGGAGGCUCAACACGAAACGUCCCAUCCAAAUGUUCAGAUGAACUGAGCAUCUUACACACGUAAUACAGAGGAGCACACAUUGGGAUAGAAACAGUAGAAUAACCACAGGCAAUUAAACUUUAAAUUUUCUGAGCAACAUUUUGGUAUUUAGACAUUUCUUGUAAAAAGCUAAGACUGUUUGUAAGAAAAGAAUCCCUAAAAUCUAGAUUUAUACCAUUUUUUAAAGUCCCACCUUUCAAUGUUUAAUAAAAGAAAAAGAGAAAUCCUUAAUCUAAAAGCUAAAUUAUUUUUGAAUGGAAAUACUACUGAGACCAUUGACCCUGGAUAACAGUAACGAUCCCAUUGCCAGAUAAGAUUGGCUGACGGAGGAAAAAAAAAGAAUGGGUGUAAAUGUACCAACAUUGAAUUUUAUAGCAGUUAUCUUUCUAUGGCCAUUAGGUACCUAGCAGAUGAGCACAAUAUAAACAAAGAGAUAUCUGGCCUUCCUUACUACUAAAAGCAUUUAACACGUGCAUUUUUGGUACGUUUUUUGUUUCCUAAAAGCUAUAUAAAGGCCUUAUUUGACAUUUUCACUGAUAACUGAUCGCACCCUCGUAUUGCAGUGUUCGUCCCUAUUCAUUGAUGGUGUGUGCAAAUGCAACCCAGGACACAUUAUUGUUCCAUAAUAGGCUCACAGGGAAUCAAGCUUCUCGCCCACUCCAUGGCUCCGAGCCCCAUCCAAGGGCAAGACUUGGUGCCCAGCUGGAAGGACGAAAGCACACUUCGUGACCGCCAUCCUCACCAGCGGCACGCCCGGGCUGCACACUGCUGAAUGUGCUCUUCUCUCCUUCUCUGUACAAUGAUUCAGCAUCUCGGUGGAAGAGGAAAAUGGAGCUUUUUGAGGUUCACCAGGUCCCUUUUGUUUUCAUCGUGAAAAUUCCAAACCCAAAGCCUUUUUUUGACUGAAGGAGAAGAGAGGGAAGUAAGUUUCUGUUCAGCACCUGAACCUAGAAACAGAGCCAGCUUGCUACAAUGAAGGUGACAUUCCUCUGGUCAUUUAUUUGAGAGUUCGAAGUCAAAGUAGAGGGGCACAGGCUUUGGUUCAUGUCUAGGAGCCCUCUGUCAGAAUCCUUGAAGCCCUUUAAUGGUCUAACCGGCAUCUCUUGUAUCAAGAAGUACCUUUAAGGUAGACCUUUUCAGGGUGCCCUCAGGAAAGGGCCCUGCUCACUUUUUAUCCUGUCCCCUUAGACCAACCCCAGGUGUCCGCUGCAGGGGUUCUGCCUGUUCCCAAACCUUUUCCAUUCCAGGAACAAAGGAGAAGCCACUUUCCCCGGGACAAAGGACUCUCCCUUCCGCUGUCCGGGACAGCAUUCCCCUUUAGAGGGGAAGUCAUUACAGCCUCAUGGCCUCUACCAAGGUCCCAGUUCACACCAUCUCCUGGGCCUUAGGGCAACUCACCCUAGGGGAAUCCACCCCUGGGGGACUCAGUAUCUUCUCCGUGCAACCUGGAAAGUUCAGCUCUUCUUUCCUUCGGUCAAAGAAAGUCCAUUGUACAUAACAAAACAGCCCCGAACAGCCCAGUGCCGACACCGUUGUUCCUUUCACAUUCUCCUUUGUUGCAUGCAGUUGGGUUCAAAUACCAAAUAGUGAUUAGAAGACGACCAUUCUGAUCUGUGUGUGAUCUGGUCACUGUGUGACUGCCUUUACGGUUUCUCUCCAUGUGCUAUACGAGUGAAGAAUGCAUACCGGUGUUUCAAAAGGUAUUUUUACGUGUUUUUAAACACUUUUUAAAAUGAGCCUGACACCUGUGUUUCAGCAUUUGGAGACAUACCCAUGUUAUUCUUUUAAGUGUAUGAUUACGGAUACUUUUUCGUUUGUUUGUUUAACCAAGUUGUGUUUAAUUUAUGUGCAAUCUUUAUAAUAUAUGUAUGUUAUUACAGUUUCAACUAUCAUAUUUUCUUUGAUUACAUUUAUAAUUUGAUCUUGCUCUGAUUAUAAUGCCAGUGAAUGUUGCUGAAUUCUUUGUAUAUGCAAAUUGCAAGAUUUAAACCAUUCUGAUGCAAGGAUAAACCUUUACUUUGACUACCA